AUGGUGAUCGACCUUCAGAUUGGCUUGCACGUUGGAAUAUGGUUGCCCUUCCGCGUCUUCUUGGGGGUGUUGGGGUUACCAACCUUAGUCCGGCUUAAGCGGCUCUUCCCACGGCUAACCAUUGACUCUAUUUAUUAUUAUGGUAAAUCAGUGUAUCAAGAUGUCAAUCUGUGAUCUUAUUUCGGUUCGAUACGUCCACCUACGAGACUCAACUUUGGCUUUCGUCUCGGUAGGUGUAUUAUUCUACAUUUUCCCAAAAGGACAUUCAUUCAUUUCUUUCUUCCCCGUCGACCACGACGACUGAAACGACGCGACAAAUCUAGACACAGAAAGGAUUUUGGCCGGUGGUGGGCUUUUGGGAAAGUCGGGCCGAUCGGGUGUCUUCAUUCAAGCGACGGUACGGAGGAAGAACGAAAGGAAGUGAGAGGGGGGGCAGGGAAAACUUUAGAGUUGAGCAGGCUUGACGACCGGGAGAAGCAAAACGAAAGAAGGAUUUGGCCAAAAAGGAGGCAACGCUAUGGAUACCAUGACCGAUCACCAUCGAGACAGAAGAAUCUUUCUAAAUCACUUCAGAUCAGCGGGGCCUUCAAGCAUCCGAAAGACGCCGGGGUUGUCAAUGACAUAGCAUUCCUAGAAAAUGACGACUCCUUCAGAAAAACGAAGUUCUUCAAGUUCUUUUUCCCGAAGAAGUCCCGCUCCGAUGGCUCGACGAGUAAUCUACUUAUAAGGACCCUCCCUGCUGUGCGCCCUUCCUUGAAUUAUUUUGUCAUGCAAUACUUUUUGAAGAAAAAGAACAAAAUGCAUUUUGACCCCGUCGUAGUUCUCAAUCAUUUCGUGGCACCGGGCGUGGCUGAACCAUCUACGAUGGGGGCAUCAACGAGCAAAGCGCUCGCCGCGAAGCGAGUGCUUGAGGUCAAAAGACAAACUUCCGUCUGUGGCCCUGGCGAUUUUAGCUUGAAGGUGCCGUAG
Molecule: messenger RNA, 969 nt
Organism: Nymphaea colorata (pocket water lily)
Lineage: Eukaryota; Viridiplantae; Streptophyta; Magnoliopsida; Nymphaeales; Nymphaeaceae
Product: ribosomal protein S3, mitochondrial-like
Source: RefSeq, a predicted model, not a curated record